Molecule: messenger RNA, 1698 nt
Organism: Pteropus alecto (black flying fox)
Lineage: Eukaryota; Metazoa; Chordata; Mammalia; Chiroptera; Pteropodidae
Gene: PGM5
Product: phosphoglucomutase 5
Biological process (GO): striated muscle tissue development; myofibril assembly; carbohydrate metabolic process
Cellular component (GO): sarcolemma; cytosol; cell-substrate junction
Molecular function (GO): phosphoglucomutase activity; magnesium ion binding
Source: RefSeq, a predicted model, not a curated record
AUGGAGGGGAGCCCUAUCCCGGUGCUGACGGUGCCUACGGCGCCCUACCAGGACCAGCGGCCAACCGGUGGCGGGGGACUGAGGCGGCCCACUGGCCUCUUCGAGGGCCAGCGCAACUACCUGCCCAACUUCAUACAGAGCGUGCUAUCAUCCAUCGACCUGCGCGAUCGCCAGGGCUGCACCAUGGUGGUGGGCAGCGAAAAAAGCAGGACGGCUACGGAGAUAGUGGUGCAGAUGGCCGCGGCCAAUGGGAUUGGACGACUGAUUAUUGGACAGAAUGGCAUCUUGUCUACUCCUGCUGUUUCCUGCAUUAUCAGGAAGAUCAAAGCAGCUGGUGGAAUCAUCCUAACAGCCAGCCAUUGCCCUGGAGGACCAGGGGGAGAGUUUGGAGUGAAGUUUAACGUUGCCAAUGGAGGUCCUGCGCCAGAUGUUGUCUCAGACAAAAUCUAUCAGAUCAGCAAAACAAUUGAGGAAUAUGCCAUAUGUCCUGAUCUUCGAAUUGACCUGUCUCGACUAGGAAGACAAGAAUUUGACCUGGAGAACAAAUUCAAACCAUUUAGAGUGGAGAUAGUGGACCCAGUGGAUAUCUAUCUCAAUCUCCUUCGGACCAUUUUUGACUUUAAUGCUAUCAAGAGUUUGCUGACUGGACCUGGCCAACUGAAGAUCCGAGUUGAUGCAAUGCAUGGAGUUAUGGGACCCUAUGUGAGAAAAGUCCUGUGUGAUGAGCUGGGGGCCCCGGCCAAUUCUGCAAUAAACUGUGUUCCCCUGGAAGAUUUUGGAGGGCAGCAUCCUGACCCAAACUUGACAUAUGCAACGACCCUUCUGGAAGCUAUGAAAGGAGGGGAAUAUGGAUUUGGAGCUGCAUUUGAUGCUGAUGGGGACCGGUAUAUGAUUCUAGGCCAAAAUGGCUUCUUUGUGAGCCCUUCUGACUCACUGGCCAUCAUUGCUGCCAACCUCUCUUGCAUUCCAUAUUUCCGUCAGAUGGGGGUCCGAGGGUUUGGGAGGAGUAUGCCCACCAGCAUGGCCCUGGACAGAGUGGCCAAAGCAAUGAAGGUCCCGGUAUAUGAGACCCCAGCUGGAUGGAGAUUCUUCUCAAAUCUGAUGGACUCAGGACGGUGCUCCCUGUGUGGAGAAGAGAGCUUUGGCACUGGCUCUGAUCACCUCCGGGAGAAAGAUGGCCUUUGGGCUGUCUUAGUCUGGCUCUCCAUUAUCGCUGCUCGUAAGCAGAGUGUGGAGGAAAUUGUCCGAGAUCACUGGGCCAAAUUUGGCCGCCACUACUAUUGCAGGUUUGACUAUGAGGGGCUAGAGCCUAAGACGACAUAUUACAUCAUGAGGGACCUGGAGGCCCUGGUCACAGACAAGUCCUUCAUCGGCCAGCAGUUUGCUGUGGGAAGCCAUGUCUACAGUGUAGCGAAGACAGACAGCUUUGAAUACGUGGACCCUGUGGAUGGCACCGUGACCAAGAAACAGGGUCUGAGGAUCAUUUUUUCAGAUGCUUCAAGGCUCAUCUUCCGGCUCAGUUCCUCCAGUGGCGUGCGGGCCACCAUCAGGCUGUAUGCAGAGAGCUAUGAGAGGGAUCCCACCGGUCAUGACCAGGAGCCACAGGCAGUACUGAGCCCUCUCAUAGCCAUCGCGCUGAAAAUAUCCCAGAUACAUGAGAGAACCGGCCGGAGGGGCCCAACCGUCAUCACCUGAAGG